CUGAGAAGAGUCAGUGCUGAGUCUCCAGUGUUCCUUUCAUAUCUGCACCAAAGCGAGCCUGAGACCCUGCAAAGCAAGGCAUGCGCUCCUCAUUCGCAGCUCUUUUAAAUUGAGCUCUUAUGGGCAUUUGCAGCAGCCUGGCUGAGUCAGAGCUGAGAGGAGCAGCAGCAGCAGCCUACACUUAAUCACUCCAUUGGAUAUAUAAUAACCUCCAGGACGCAGGGAACUGAAGAAAACCCCUCAGCUGGUUGCAGGGCAACACUGAGCAAAAAGCUUUACCACAGGCUGCUAUAUAUGAUUCGAUAUGGAAUUUUGACAAAGUGCCAAUUAUCCUUUAAUCCAGGAAGUGCUGAGUACCCACCCGUCAAGUGUUUCAAGAUGAGCACCAAAAACUGAGGGACCCAGAAUUACAAGUAACGUUCGAAAAAGGUGGACCAAAAACCUGGAUGUGAAUUGCUAGCACGUGGAACAUCAGGCUGAGAUUACAAGGCAUCAGAGACGUUGUAAGGCUAAAUGUAUUAAUGUUUGCAAAGCACUCUGAGACCCUCACACAGAAGACACUCUUGAGAAGUGCAAACUACUACUAUAUCAUUUCUGAAAACCACAUUAUUGAUGAGAGGAGUUACUAUGAAGAACAGCAACAGAGGUUCAGUGGCCUAGGCAUGGAAGCUAUUAGGAUGCUCUGGAAACUUGCCUUAUCUGUUUUUCUGGUGGCGACCUUGGUUAAAGUAACAGAUACCAGGAAAAACCGUCCUGCAGGAGCAAUUCCAUCUCCCUACAAAGACAGCACAAGCAACAACUCAGAGAGGAGGCAGCAUCUGAACAAAGAAGUACUGGCCUCCAGCCAGGAGGCCCUGGUGGUCACUGAGAGGAAGUACCUUAAAAGUGACUGGUGCAAAACCCAACCCCUGCGGCAGACUGUCAGCGAGGAGGGCUGCAUAAGCCGCACCAUCAUCAACCGUUUCUGCUAUGGCCAGUGCAACUCCUUCUACAUCCCCCGGCAUGUGAAAAAGGAUGAGGAAUCCUUCCAGUCCUGUGCUUUCUGCAAGCCUCAGAAAGUCACCUCCUUCACUGUGGAGCUGGAGUGCCCUGAGCUGGAUCCACCUUUCCGACUCAAGAAAAUCCAGAAAGUCAAGCAGUGCAGGUGUAUGUCUGUGAACCUCAGCAACUCAGACAAACAGUGAAAGCAAGUAUCUGGCUACUGCUUGGCAUCACCCCAUCGGAUUUGCUGCUGUCUCUCCUCUUCCCUGAGCAGACUCAUUGUCUGGUUUUCUUUCUUCAGGAUGCAUCUUUCUAGCAUGGAAGGCUCACUUGUCAUUUGCCUACUGGAACUAAAAUUUGUCCUGGGCUAUGUUAGGCACCUUGCCAUAAAACCUCAACAUAUUUCCAAUAUAAUCCUCUUAAAAUUGAAUUUUAAGGGUGGAGCAGGCCCCUCCGAAUUUGGGAUUGAUCAUCUAGGUGACCGAUGGCUGAAUCCAGCAUUAACGUUUCCACUAUGUGGGAAAAACCCUCUGCCCUACACUCCAGUCCUUUCUGUGGGAAGAAAAUGUGUCUCGCUACCUUUGCCAUCUCACUCAGUGUUCAGUCUGGAGCUUUUCACCUUCAUAUUUAAGCGCUUGGUGCUGCCAGCUGCGGCUGUGAGGUGCAGCUAUGGGAUACAGUAGAGUACUAAAAGAAAAUGAGGCUGUGAGCAUGAUGAGGGAACUCUAACUGUAGGAUGACAGAAUGGCUCUGCGCUCCUUGUCUGAGAUGGAGAUGAGCAUGGGGAGAGGGAAUGUUAAGUCAGCCACAACUCUCUCAGCAGCUACCACUUUUCCACCAGCAGACUGAAGAUGGAUUCUUGUGCUGCUGCAGUUUGACUAUAUCAAACACACAGUCUCUACAGCAAUGUUUAUUUUGUAUCCUAGCUAUAGUAAAGUUGUUUAAAGUAUUAUUAGACCUAGCCAUAUAUAUUUUUUCUUCUGGCAGAAUAUUCCAAAGAUUAGAUUAAAGUGUCUUGAGUAAAUAGACUUGAUUGCUAGGUCAGUCACCUGACUUGAAACUGACAGGUUUUGAAUGGGCUUUCAGUAGAUUCUGCCUUUAGUAUGUUCCCAAACCCAUCCAGUUAUUGCUGUGUAUUUAUACCUGUGUGGGGUAGGGUGGGGCAGAGGGUAUUAAAACACUUGUGGGAGCAGUAUUCCACUUAAGUUAUUAAAGCAUUGUAGCACAAAGGACAGAUUGCAGUCAUUGUUGCUUUGAAUACAAAUGCUGCCUUACGUAUCAGUUUCUUCAGGUGGCGGGAGCAUCUUCCACACAGUGAAUGGGAAUCAAGUGGCCUUUGUCAUGUUGAAAGAAGAGCAGGCUAGCAAAUGCUUGUAGAAGGUGGUCACAGCUACAGAAAUGAGGAAGAGUUCUGU
Messenger RNA from Mauremys mutica (yellowpond turtle), 2396 nucleotides. It is a transcript of the gene GREM2, whose product is annotated as gremlin 2, DAN family BMP antagonist. Gene Ontology annotation, molecular function: receptor ligand activity; BMP binding. Bases 522 to 1184 code for a protein of 220 amino acids. Gene Ontology annotation, biological process: animal organ morphogenesis. The record is from RefSeq and is a predicted model, not a curated record. The transcript has 5 exons. NCBI's taxonomy places the organism in Eukaryota, Metazoa, Chordata, Testudines, Geoemydidae.